GUUAUUUACCUGACAGGAGAGUCGGAGAUGGGACAAGUGAGCUCCCGCUAGCCGUCGCCGUGUCACCAUGGACAGAGACACCUCAGAUUCUGCUCCUCAGACGGGACAUCCUGGCGACAGGAUCGACCCGUAUGGGUUCGAGAGGCGCCAGGAUUUUGAGUCGUACCAGGAGAUGAUGAAUGAGUACGUUUCCGUGCUCAACAGAAGGUCCAUGAGGUGGUCCAAGCUGCUGCAGGGGAAGACCCAGGUGGAGAAGAAUCUGACAGUGAAGAGGUUUGUGCGAAAAGGAGUCCCCAACGAACACCGAGCCAGGAUCUGGAUGGCAGCCAGCGGCGCCCAGGAGUGUCUGGACAGUCACCCGGGCUACUACCAGUCGCUGCUCAACAUGGAGCACGACGCCAAGCUGAAGGAAACCAUCCAACUAGAUCUGCACAGAACCUUUCCUGACAACGUCUUCUUCAGGACCAAGGCCGACCCGGGCCUGCAGAAGACCCUCUACAACGUGCUGCUGGCCUACGGACACCACAACAGGGCGGUGGGGUACUGUCAGGGAAUGAACUUCAUCGCAGGCUACAUCGUCAUCAUCACCAAAGAUGAAGAAAAAUCCUUCUGGCUGAUGGAUGCAUUACUGGGAAGAAUACUACCAGAGUACUACAGUCCGUCCAUGCUGGGCCUCAAGACUGACCAGGAGGUUCUGGGGGAGUUGGUCAAGUCCAAAGCACCUGCUGUGGGUCAGCUGAUGGCCCAGUACCCAGGGAUAUGGACCCUGGUGGUGUCACGUUGGUUCAUAUGCCUUUUCAUUGACGUCCUUCCAAUAGAGACGGUGCUGCGGGUCUGGGACUGUCUUUUCUAUGAAGGCUCCAAAGUCCUGUUCCGCGUGGCCCUGACCCUGGUCAUCCGCCACCAGCCAGAGAUCCUGAGAUGCCGCUCCCUGCCUGACGUGUGCGAGUGCUUUAAGCAAAUCGCCAGAGGAGAGUUCACCCUGGACUGCCACACCUUCAUGCAGAAAAUCUUCACACUUCCCGGGACUCUGUCGAUGACGACGAUUGAUAGACUGAGGAACAAAUGUCAACAAAAGAUUCAAGACGACGAAACCGGCCCCAGAUGAACCGUCCACACAGGCUUUAGCUUCCUCUCCAUCUCUAUCUCUCUUCUCGUGUAAAUAAAAGCCCAAGCUUUCGGUUCACUCACUUUUAUUGAUCUUUAGAAAACAAUUAAAACCAAUAAAUCACAACAUGAUUAGAGGUGACGCAGAUGUAAACGUAAAAAAAAACAAACAAAAAAUAUGUACAAGUACU
Molecule: messenger RNA, 1298 nt
Organism: Synchiropus splendidus (mandarinfish)
Lineage: Eukaryota; Metazoa; Chordata; Actinopteri; Syngnathiformes; Callionymidae
Product: growth hormone-regulated TBC protein 1-A-like
Exons: 8
Coding region: 68-1108 (346 amino acids)
Source: RefSeq, a predicted model, not a curated record